Dentiscutata erythropus is the source of this 354-nucleotide messenger RNA. Lineage: Eukaryota; Fungi; Glomeromycota; Glomeromycetes; Diversisporales; Gigasporaceae. The record is from the annotation of a GenBank genome assembly.
AUGUCGGUAUAUUGGCCUGAUUCUGAAUUGGGACGCUUCGAAAAUUCAGUAUAUCGUUUAUUUAACGAUUUCUUUAAGGAUUUUGAUCAUGUUAAACAUUCUGGGAGUGUGCGUCGUAGUUACAGGGUUCCACCUCUCGAUGAACAAAUUAACCUCGAUAUUCGUGACGGUGCACUUUAUAUUUCCGGUGAAUCAAAACAAGAUGAAAAAUUUAAAGAAGGAAAUGUACAUAUUCAAGAACGUCGUUAUGGAGCAUUUUUUCGUGUCAUCACUCUUCCUCGAAACGUUAAAACUGAUGAAAUCAAUGCUAAGUUUGAAAAUGGAAUUAUUGAAACGAAAAUUCCAAAAACUUAG